AUGGAUGAUCUAGAGGAUAGAUGGGAUAAACUGCAACUAACAGAGGAGGAGAAUGCUGUGAUUGAUCUUAAUGCAGUACACUUGGGGAGGGUGAAGGCAAAGGGAGAUAAGAGUCUUGUAGGAAAACUGAUCUCAGAUCGUAAAGUUAACAAGGAAGUGAUUAGAUCUACGAUGAAUAACAUUUGGAGAUUGGCAGGAUCAUUCACUUUUCAUGAUAUUCUUCCAAAUCUAUUUGUAGUAACGUUUGACAACCAGAAGGAUAAACAGCGAGUUCUGGACGGAAAACCUUGGUUGUUUGACAAUCAACUACUAUUGUUGAAACCUUUUGAUGGUUUUACCCUUCCACAGAAGAUGAAUUUUGACUACGAAGCCUUUUGGGUGCAUCUGAACAAUUUACCAUUGGCCUGUAUGAAUCUAGAAGUUGGAACUCAGAUUGGAAAAACUAUUGGAAAUGUAAAAGAAGUAGACGUACGUGAAGAUGGGAUAGGAUGGGGACGGUACUUGAGAGUGAAGAUUGAAUUAGACCUGAGGAAAUCGAUAGCACGGGGAAGAACUGCGAACGUGCUGGGAUCCAAAAUUUGGGUGCCUUUGAGCUAUGAAAAACUUCCUAAAAUUUGUUUCAAAUGCGGAAGAUUAGUACAUGGAGCAGAAGGUUGUGUAGGAUUGGAUGGGAGGGGUGGUGGAUCUCAAUAUGGUACUUGGCUUCGAACUUACCACACGGAUAGGGGGAAUAUUACAGAAAAUAAUAGGUAUAGUUCCAGAGAAGGAUGUGCCGAGGAAGAAAGAGAGUUUAAUCGUGGUAGUAUGGGUAAGGGAGGGAUGUCAAAAGCAGGAUAUUCAACUACACCAGUUGAUGAGGUCUUUGAGGAUGAGAUGGUGGAUGUUUUAAAAAAAAGUAAGGGGUCGUGUGAAGCAAAAAAGGAAGGGGCAGAUAAGGUGUUUGUAGAAAAAACUGAGAGAAAUGAGAUCGUUGAUAAUGCAAGUAGGGAGGGGAUGGAUGAUGCUCAAAUUUUGGCAACUGCUAAGGAGGGUCUCUUGUAUACUGAAUCUGAGUCUAAUUCUCAAUUGCUUCUUCAAAAUGAGAAAGGAUUGUGUGGAGGAAAGGAGGUGUUAGAAAAGGGGAGGUGGAAGAGGAGGGCACGUAUUGUAGGAAGAAGUAAUGUUAAGGAGGCCUCAGUUGGGGGAAAACGUAGUUUGAGAGGUGAUUUUUCUGAUGACAGUUGUGAGGGCAUCUCAAAAAAGAGUAGAAGGGAUACUAAUGAGGGGGAUGAAAGUGUGGUUUUGGGAUUGGCGGAGGCUGCUUCAAGCAAGAGAAAAGGGUCAUGGAAGCUUUUGUCAUUACUAAAGCCUUCACCAGAUCAGCCUUGGUGCAUCAUUGGAGAUUUCAAUGAAGUUGUUUGUCAAGCAGAGAAGAUGGGUGGGAAACCUAGAUCAGAAACCCAAAUGGAAGAGUUCAGAAAAGUUUUGGAAGAAAAUUGUAUUUUUGAUUUGGGGUGGAAGGGCAGUAUGUAUACUUGGAGUAAUAAAUAUGGUGAUAAUACUUUUACAAAAGAAAGGUUGGACAGAGCAGUUGCAAACCAUCAAUGGUCUGAAUCCUUCAAAUUUAGAGAAGUUGAGGUUUUACCAGUAGCACAAUCUGACCAUAAAGCCCUCCUGCUUUAUAUGAGGCAUGAACUGAUAGUGCAAAAAAUGAGGAGGAGAGUUUUCAGAUUUGAAGCAAAGUGGAUUCGAGAUGAAGAAGGAGAGCUUGUGGUAGAUGGAGCUUGGAAGAGAUGGGUAGCAGGUGAUAGUUUCUUAAAAAGAAUACAAGGAAAGCUGUUGAAUUGUCAAGGGGACCUGACUCGAUGGAGUUCAAGAAGACAUAAGGAUUUUGGUGCUGCUAUGAAGCAAAAAACUGAAAGGUUAAAGUUUGAACUAGAUAAUGAAGGCCCUCAUAAUAUUGAAUUGAUCAAGCAGCUACAAGGUGAGAUGGGGCUCCUGUUAGAGCAAGAAGAUUUAAAAUGGAGACAACGUGCAAAGAGGAUUUGGUAUCAGCUAGGUGACAAGAAUACAAAAUUCUUUCAUUCAUGUGCUAGCCAGAGAAGAAGAAAAAAUCAGAUUAAGGAGCUAUUGAACUCUCAGGGAAGCAGGGUGACAAAAAAAAAAGAGAUAGAAGAGGUCUUUUAUGAGUACUUUAAUGGUAUUUUCUGCUCAACACAACCCUCAAGGGCAGCCAUAGAAGCUUGA
Messenger RNA from Carya illinoinensis, 2226 nucleotides. RefSeq lists its product as uncharacterized. The transcript is spliced from 2 exons. Bases 1 to 2226 code for a protein of 741 amino acids. NCBI's taxonomy places the organism in Eukaryota, Viridiplantae, Streptophyta, Magnoliopsida, Fagales, Juglandaceae. The record is from RefSeq and is a predicted model, not a curated record.